This is a messenger RNA of Fraxinus pennsylvanica, 1314 nucleotides long. The record is from the annotation of a GenBank genome assembly. NCBI's taxonomy places the organism in Eukaryota, Viridiplantae, Streptophyta, Magnoliopsida, Lamiales, Oleaceae.
AUGUAUGGAAGAUCAGGUCUUGAUCGUUUUAAGAAAGCCGAGACUUUGGAACCAUUCUCAGUUAAUACAAAUUCAGGUGCUAAAUCAACCACAUCGGCGACUACAAAUGCAGCUCUCCGUUCCACAGAUCCAAUCAAUCAUCCUCAAACAUCUUUUCCACAAACCCAAUACCUAAAUCAACACAAUGUUUUGCAAAAAACCGUGGGCCUGGAUAUGGCCUCAACUGCAGUGCCUACUCAGCACAUGACUCAGGUUGGAGGAGGCCAGUCGACCUGGCAGCCUCCUGAUUGGGCUAUUGAGCCACGACCUGGUGUUUAUUAUCUUGACGUUUUAAAGGAUGGAGAGGUUCUUGAUCGGAUUAAUUUGGAUAAGCGGAGGCAUAUCUUCGGUAGGCAGCUUCCGACUUGUGAUUUUGUCCUGGACCAUCAGUCUGUCUCGCGCCAACAUGCUGCUGUUGUUCCUCACAAAAAUGGAAGUAUAUAUGUAAUUGAUUUGGGGUCAGCACAUGGUACAUUUGUUGCAAAUGAGCGAUUAACCAAAGAUUCUCCUAUUGAGCUCGAGGUUGGACAGUCUCUGCGGUUUGCUGCAUCUACGAGAGCUUACAUAUUGAGGAAGAAUAAUGCUGCUCUAUUCCCUCCACCUCCAAAACCCGCAGAAAUUGAAUUACCUUCUCCGCCGGAUCCUUCAGAUGAAGAAGCGGUUUUGGCUUAUAACACAUACGUUAAUCGUUUUUUGAAUGGGUUGACACGGCCUGACAUAUUAUUUAAAUCCACAGGAUUGAGUAGCUCAUCAGGUGCAAAGGAUGACAGUCGGCUAAAUGAGAGAGCACCAAAGAGAAUUAGGAGAACCAGGGUGGCAUUUAGAGAUCAGGUUGGCGGGGAGCUGGUUGAAGUUGUUGGGGUUUCAGAUGGGGCUGAUGUAGAGACGGAGCCUGGUCCUAUGGGUGUUAAAGAAGGAAGUCUUGUUGGAAAAUAUGAAUCCCUUGUACAGAUCACUGUAAUACCGAAAGGGACAGAACAGACCUCUGUGAAGGAAGUCUCUGUCUCCCAAAUAGGCGUGACAGAGAAACUUCAAGAAGUUUUGAAUAAGGUCAAGACUCCUUCAAAGAGUGGUGGUAUGUAUGAUGAUCUUUAUGGAGAAUCAUUUUCUGGCAAAGUAGGUUCUUCUUGGGCAUUAUCAUCUGCUGGAUCUGGUGGUAGACAAGCUUCUCCUAGAAAACAUGCUGAAGGAAAUGCUUCCGGUUCUGUAAGUGAAAAUCCCAAAAUUAACCCUGGAGAUAACGAUGACGACAAUGAUGAUGAUCUAUUUGGCUAG